AACCACCCAAAUUUUGCUUUCUUGUGUGAAACUAGAAAAUCCAAAAACUUCAUAAAUACUGUCUAUAGAAAUUUGGGAGUAGAAAAUAGAUGGGUUGUGUCUGAUCCUAUCAACAAAGGGAAAGGAUUGUUAGUUUUUUGGAAUAAUGAAGUGGUUAUUCAUCAAAUCCUUUGUAAUCCAUUUUGUAUUGAAGUAGAAUUCAGCCUCUCCUCUAAUAAUGAAAAAUCUUGGUUUAUUUUUGUUUAUCUAAGUCCCUGCAGGAGAACUCGAAUAGAACAAUGGCAGUACCUCAACCAUGCUAAAGUCAAUUGGGGCAGCAAGUGGGUGAUAGCAGGAGAUUGGAAUGAUAUCCUGUGCCAAGGGGAGAAAAAUGGAGAAAGAUGGAGACCAGAAGAGAGCUUUUGGGGCUUCAUAAAAUGUCUAGCAGACUUGGGGGCUCAAGAAAUAUAUAUGGAAGGCUACCCUUUCACUUGGGGCAACAACAGGGUAUCUGAGGGAUACAUUGAGGAAAAGCUAGACAGAAUGGUGGCCUCUCUUCACUGGCUUGAAUCUCACCUAUAUGCAAAGGUGCUCAACAUAUUUAAAAAUCACAGGAAAAGAAUCUUUUGUUUUGAUAAGAGAUGGCUCAAAAAAUCGGGCAUCAAAGAGGAGAUUCAGAGAGCAUGGAACCAGACAUCCUAUGGCUCCCCAAUGUACAAUAUCACUGAGAGGAUUAAAGCCACCAGAGUAGCCCUAUUGAAGUGGAGCAGAUCCUUUAAAACAGCAACUGCUAAAGAUAUUGAGAGACUCACCACUGAAAUGGCUGGGCUGAGAGAGCAAGGGGGUAAAAGAAACUGGGAAAGAUGGAGCAUUUUAAAAAAGCAGCUGGAUGAAGCAUAUAAAUCAGAGGAGUUGUUUUGGAAGCAAAAAUUCAGGGUGUUAUGGCUUAAAGAAGGUGACAAGAAUACAAAAUUCUUCCACGCCUUCACACUCCAAAGAAGAAAGCAAAAUGCAAUCUCAGGGCUAGUAAAGGAAGAUCAAACAGUUUGUACUACCAGAGAGGACAUAACUGACUGCCUCACAGGCUUCUACCAAAGCUUAUUCACUACAGAGGGGUCAGUUGAUGUUGGCAAUAUUCUCAGCUAUAUCCCAUCUACCAUUACAGAAGAGCAAAAUGACACUCUUGUGGCUCAAGUGACAGAGGAGGAAAUCAAGAGUGCUUUAUUCAACAUGCAUCCUGACAAAGCCCCUAGAUGGGAUGGUAUGACAC
Striga hermonthica is the source of this 1249-nucleotide messenger RNA. The record is from the annotation of a GenBank genome assembly. NCBI's taxonomy places the organism in Eukaryota, Viridiplantae, Streptophyta, Magnoliopsida, Lamiales, Orobanchaceae.